This is a messenger RNA of Penicillium expansum, 423 nucleotides long. It is a transcript of the gene sec11, whose product is annotated as signal peptidase complex catalytic subunit SEC11. The record is from RefSeq and is a predicted model, not a curated record. Gene Ontology annotation, cellular component: signal peptidase complex; membrane. The transcript has 4 exons. Lineage: Eukaryota; Fungi; Ascomycota; Eurotiomycetes; Eurotiales; Aspergillaceae. Bases 1 to 423 code for a protein of 140 amino acids. Gene Ontology annotation, molecular function: peptidase activity.
AUGGAACCCGCAUUUCAACGCGGUGACCUGCUCUUUCUCUGGAAUCGAGACACGAGGGCAGAGAUUGGAGAAGUUCUCGUUUACAACGUUCGAGGAAAGUCUAUUCCGAUUGUCCACAGAGUUGUUCGCACCUUCCCUGAGGUAGAAGGACGCGUAAGCGCAAAGAAGGUGAAGGAAAUUACAGUGGACACGACACCUAACAUGCAUAUGCUCCUCACCAAGGGUGACAACAAUUUGGCAGACGACACUGAGCUGUACGCUCAAGACCAGGAUUAUCUCGACCGCAAGGAGGAUAUUGUUGGCAGUGUUCGUGGCUACAUCCCCAUGGUUGGAUACGUUACUAUCAUGCUCAGCGAGCACCCUUGGCUCAAAACAGUGAUGCUUGGACUCAUGGGGCUGAUGGUGAUGAUCCAGAGAGAGUAA